Molecule: messenger RNA, 993 nt
Organism: Acaulospora morrowiae
Lineage: Eukaryota; Fungi; Glomeromycota; Glomeromycetes; Diversisporales; Acaulosporaceae
Source: the annotation of a GenBank genome assembly
AUGUCAUCAAAGCUGACCAUGAUAAUAAGAGAGAAGGAAAAUACUAGAAACCAGAGUUACCAACCCACCAGAUGCUUCAACUGUGGAAGACAAGAACAUAGAGCCCAUGAAUGCCCCGAGCCAAGAAGAAUGCCACCACAACCGUACACUGUUAAUCAUUCUAAAAAGGAUGAAUUGAGUAAGGAACCUACUGGGAGAAUUGUGAACCAGCCACGACAAACAAAACAAGUACAACUGAAACAACAAGAAGAGCGCACUCAAUCAACACAAUCAGCAGAAAUGAAGAUUAUGACAGAACCUGCAAAAGAGAAUGCUAAGAAUGCCAUGCCACGAGUUAAGUGCCAAAGAGGACUGUCAGUAGUAGACCAACAUCUGGCACAAGUAUUGAAACAACCUAUUAUCACUCCCAUGGAAGUUGACUAUGUGGAAGACCAGCCCCAACGAAUCUCAGCAGCUAGAUGUAAUGUAAAGAUAAGAAACAAACCAGUUAUAGCAGUAUUGAACUCUGGAGCUGCAAUUUCAGAACCAUCUAAUACUGUUGUCGUCACCAUGAACAGAAUACGGGAAAGAGCUUUAGGAAAGUUGAAGGACGUAGUACUACAACUAGGAAGAAUCACUGUACCUACAGACUUUCAGGUUAUAGAAUCUAUGGAAGAAAUGAUGUUAUUAGGAAUGAGUUGGUUUAAGAGGUUAUGUACGCGCCUAUAUUUCGAUGAACAAAAAUUGAUCAUUACUCAUGAAGGAGAAAGCAUAGAGCUACCUAUUCACCAAGAAAAAAAAGCUAAAAUAGAGAAACUGAAAGAGGAGGAGGAAGAGAAUUAUAAGAAAAAUGAUUAUUUUGACAUAUAUAAGGAAGAAGAGUUAGAUGAAGUAGAAAGUUACUUGACCGAUGAUCAAGAGAACUUAUAUACCAACCCAUGGAUUGACGAGUAUAGCCCAGCAGCAUAUUUGACAGUGAUUGAAGAAGCUCUGACAGCCGAAGAAACCGAAUGA